UGACCCAGAGCGUGGUACAUUUGUAAUGAAGACAUACAAUUAAACACUUACUUAUAGUAGUUAUUAAAACCAAAUAAAACUAUAUUUUUACACAUCUUAAUUUCGUUCAACAUAUUUUAUGGAUGGAAAUUCAGGUGAAAUCAAAUGGUUACGAAGUACCAGAUACAAGGAAAAGUGUGCCUCAUAUUUAUUCGGCUUUAAACGAACAUUCUAGCGGAAUAUAUACUUAUAUUGAACCAAAAGUAAACAUCAAAUCAAAACGGAAAUGGAAGAAAAAGCUUCGCCUUUGUGUUAUAUUGUUUGUUGGAAUAAUAGUAGGAACUGUUUUAACGAUAGCUGGAUUCUUCAUUUUUGGACCCUCUAGUACACCAUCACUGCGUGGUAAUCAUUAUGACAAUUUUGAAUCACCUUCAGGUAACAAAACCUUUACAACACCAGAAAAGUACGAGUUUAGAAUGGUGAGAUGUGAGAUAGGAGACAUUCCAUUCAAACAACAGUUCCUCUCAUUUAGAGUGAAAUCCUGCUCGGAUGUUUAUCUUGUUUUGACAUCAGAAUAUGACGACGAAGGUCCGUUGAUAGAAAUUGCCAUUGGACUUAAUGGCAACACGAGGUCCGCCAUUCGAACUGAAAAACGCGGGACAAAUAUCGUGACCUUCACAAGGUCAUUUCUAAAUUGCAGAAGGUUUACUAGUUUCUGGGUCAGUUGGGGCAACCAGAUAAUUCAAGUCGGAAUGGGACUCCAAGAAAAUAACAGAGAGUUUAUGAUGAUGAUGGAUGAUCGUAAACUUAAAAUUGUAAAUAUUGGAAUCAGCACCGGACGUGGUACAACCGGUAAAUGGUUAUUUGUGAAACCUUAACCAGUUUGUUUUAUUAAAAGGCUGGUUAUAUA
This is a messenger RNA of Mytilus trossulus (common blue mussel), 889 nucleotides long. Its product is annotated as C3 and PZP-like alpha-2-macroglobulin domain-containing protein 8. Lineage: Eukaryota; Metazoa; Mollusca; Bivalvia; Mytilida; Mytilidae. The record is from RefSeq and is a predicted model, not a curated record. The transcript is spliced from 2 exons. Bases 123 to 857 code for a protein of 244 amino acids.